Messenger RNA from Benincasa hispida (wax gourd), 989 nucleotides. Its product is annotated as Acyl-CoA N-acyltransferases (NAT) superfamily protein. Gene Ontology annotation, cellular component: NatA complex. The record is from RefSeq and is a predicted model, not a curated record. Gene Ontology annotation, biological process: N-terminal protein amino acid acetylation. NCBI's taxonomy places the organism in Eukaryota, Viridiplantae, Streptophyta, Magnoliopsida, Cucurbitales, Cucurbitaceae. Gene Ontology annotation, molecular function: protein N-terminal-serine acetyltransferase activity; protein-N-terminal-glutamate acetyltransferase activity.
CAUUUUUUUCUUCCCGUGUGUGCGCCCUCUUCUUCAUCGUCGAUUUCAAUCUCCACUGCUCCAUCUUCAACCCUAACCCUAAUUUUCCUCUCCGAUCACUGAGCUCAGCCAUGGUUUGCAUACGCAAAGCAACCAUAAACGACCUUCUAGCCAUGCAGGCCUGCAACCUCUUUUGCCUCCCGGAGAAUUAUCAGAUGAAAUACUACUUCUACCAUAUUCUUUCCUGGCCUCAACUACUUUACGUCGCUGAAGAUUACAACGGCCAGAUCGUCGGCUACGUUUUGGCUAAAAUGGAAGAAGAAAGCAACGAAUGUCAUGGCCAUAUUACCUCCCUUGCUGUGCUUCGUACUCAUAGGAAGCUCGGUUUAGCUACUAAGCUCAUGAACGCGGCUCAAAAUGCCAUGGAACAGGUUUAUGGAGCGGAAUAUGUCUCCCUUCAUGUGAGGAAAAGUAACAGGGCUGCUUUCAAGUUAUAUACCGAGACUUUAGGAUAUAAGAUCCAUGAUAUUGAGGCGAAGUAUUACGCCGAUGGUGAAGAUGCUUAUGAUAUGAGGAAGCAGCUUAAAGGGAAGCAAAUUCAUGGCGCUGGACAUCACCAUCACCACCAUCAUCACCAUCACCACCAUCACCACCACGGCCACGGCCACGGGCAUCAGCAUGGUGGUGGGUGUUGUUCUGGUGGUGAUUCCGGGAGUGUUGCUGAGGCAAAAGCAGAGUCAAAGGGCAAUGCUUCAAAAUUGGAUUCCUCAAAGGUUAAUGAGAAAGCUGGAUGAGGUGGGGGCUAAUUUUUUUUUUCACUGGAUAAAUCGUAUGUGGCUUGAAUUUAUAAAUUCUGCAUUGUGGAUAUUCAGUACUUGUUUGUUUACAUACUUAUCCGAUGCAGUUGUUGAUUAAUACACUUGCUGAGAAACUACUUAUAUCCGAUUCAGUUGUUGCUUAAUUGGCUUCUAUUGUUCUUUUAGAAUGUAUUGUGUUUGCCAUCUUGAUUA